UUGAAAGAACAGAGGGGGUGGAGAUGAAGGGUAGGGAAGCCAGUGAUGUGUAGUGGAGGGAAAAUAUGAAUUAAACGAUUUUAUUUUUUCCAAAAUACGGUGGUUUGAAUAUUUGAGGUUAUAUAUAUACCGCGUGCGUUGGGCGGGAACUGUGACGAACACAUUUUUGUGGAGAUGCCCUUUUGAUCUUCUUCGUGCUGUCAAAGGUGAAGCGUCAGCCAUUUUAGUUUUUAAUUUUUUUUCCGUUUUAAGUGUCUCGAGAGGACUAAGCGUUUGUUUUGUUAUUUUUUACGAUUCCGUCUUUCGUGGACAACCGCUCCCAAAAUAACAGAGAGAAGAGACGCUGCGCCAGGCCUCCCUUGACACGGCCUGAAGACUGGACCGACCUGGACAGGAGAACCAUUUACUGUUGCGCGGGUGCUGCUGACUUGGAACGACACGUGACCCUGAAAAUCACCGCUGCCCCAACGCUGCAGAGCUCCAGGGCCCGGGCUAAGUCUAGCGCAGAAACUAUUCUGGAUUUUUCCCCUAAACUUCCUGGGCAAUGAAGGGUUGCAGACUACAGCUGGGUCUAAUAACUGCACAGUAAGGCUGAAGGGCCCAUCACCUUAAUGAAGAAAACUGCCUCAUAUGCAGAGGAGAAGGCCUGAAGCCUUAGUCACCGUUCCUCUGUUUAUUCGGAAGGAUCCAGGAAGCUAGAGCUUCACGGGACGGCUCCCGCUGGAUUGGGAGGGGCAGGCGGGGUUUCGCAUGCAGAGCCAAAGUUGGGUUACGAGUCGCUCGUGCCCUUAAAACACCUUGAACACCUUUCGAAAGGUUGAAAACAAAGCUGACCUAACACUGUCUGGGGCUCUGCCUGAAAUAAUAUCACACCACUCUGAAGAAAUGAGUGCUGAGCCUGAAGAAGCUGAUUGGUUGAUUGGUGGGGAUCGUUUUGUUAUUCCAGUCACUAUUAUAUUCGCUAGUGAUGAUGAUGAUGAUGAUGGUGAAGAGGCUGAUGGCAAUGAAGACAAAAACUUUCCCUCUAUCAAAAAGGAAGGAAGAGGCCGACAUACAAAUACAAAAGAGACGCGUGGAAAGUCCAGCGAGGACACGCAGGACCCUGGUGAUGGAGGCACCGGCGUUGCCAGGGCGACGCGUGAAGACGUCAAAGACCCUCGGCUCGACGGCGGCGGCGACAAGUUGCGUGGGAAGACCUCGUCUCAGCCACCUCCCGGGUGUGGCCGGAGGCUGUAUCCUAGCAACUGGUCAGGGUGUGCAGACGAGGGCGGCGGCCGCACCAAGCUCCACCCCUUCACCAAAACCUCGCACGUGAAACCCGACAGCCGCUCCGUCAAAUCGGACCCGGGCGUGACCAACAGGCGGGGGCGGGGGUGGGGGCGGGGCAGCCCCGCCCGAGGGGGGCAGGAGUUCACCUGCGAGGAGUGCGGCUACUCCACCAACAGCUCCUACAACCUGGCCUGCCACGCCCGCACACACACCGGGGAGCGGCCCUACGCCUGCGCCGGGUGCGGCCUCCACUUCCGAACCCGCAGCAGCCUCAACCGCCACGCCCAGGCGCAGGUCUGCCUGAGGCCAGCGGGGGGCGCCAGACGCCCCGCCCCCGGGCCCAAAGCCGAGCUGCGGGCGUUGGAGUGCGCGGACUGCGGCUACUCCACCCCGAACGCCUACAACCUGAAGGUGCACCGGCGCCUGCACUCCGACGAGCGGCCCUACAGGUGCGGCAGCUGCCACUCCACCUUCCGCACGCAGAGCCACCUGUACCGCCACGAGCGCUGCCACCGGCAGCAGGUGGGCUGACCCGCCCGGGCGUGGCGUCCUCGUACCCGCGCCGGCACGCCCUGCCGACCCGUGAGCAGGAGCAGAGCAGAGACAGCACCGCUGGCUGCUCCUGUUUUUACAGCUGCUCUGUGUGUUCCACAGCCACUCUGUGUUCUACAGCUGCUCUGUGUGUUCUACAGCCACUCUAUGUGUUCCACAGCCACCCUGAGUGGUUGUAGAACACACAGAGUGGCAGUGGAAUGCAUAGAGCAACUGUGGAUCAUAUAGAGCAGCUGUGGAUCAUAUAGAGCAGCUGUGGAUCAUAUAGAGUGGCAGUGGAUCAUAUAGAGUGGCAGUGGAUCAUAUAGAGAGGCAGUGGAUCGUAUAGAGUGGCAGUGGAACACAAGCUGCAGUCCUGGAGGGCCACAGACUCUGCUUUUUGUUUUGUAAGGCUGCCAGUUUGGACCGUUAAAUUUAGAACUUAAGUCCCGGAACACUUCAAAAUCCAGCGGACCCAGCUGGGCCUCCUGGAUACAAGUAAAAAUCGAGAAUCGAGAAAUUGUUUUAUCAGUGCAAUUUUUCGAUUUUUUGAGUUUUCUCUAAUGCUGUUACGAAAAUGCUCCAGUAGCCUGAAAUGAAAGUUUGCGUGAAGAGUGCAGUUCAGUCCCCUUCCCUUAAUCUAGGAUGUUGGCUCUUAUAAUUUUUUUGAAAUGAUCAAAUCCUUCCACAAAGUCUGACAAGUUUUUCUGUUGUGUAUUGUGUGUGUUAAAAUUGGAGCCCCUCUCCCAGUUCAGUAUAGCACCUCUUUGGACCCAAAGGUCAAUCUUAACACUCCUCUGUGAAUUGAGUUAAUGUGUGCAGGUAUGACAGCCAAUUAAAAUGAAGAGAAUGAC
Messenger RNA from Anguilla rostrata (American eel), 2654 nucleotides. Its product is annotated as zinc finger protein 227-like. Gene Ontology annotation, biological process: urogenital system development; embryo development; regulation of transcription by RNA polymerase II. The record is from RefSeq and is a predicted model, not a curated record. Lineage: Eukaryota; Metazoa; Chordata; Actinopteri; Anguilliformes; Anguillidae. Gene Ontology annotation, cellular component: nucleus. Gene Ontology annotation, molecular function: RNA polymerase II transcription regulatory region sequence-specific DNA binding; DNA-binding transcription factor activity, RNA polymerase II-specific. The transcript has 7 exons. Bases 886 to 1800 code for a protein of 304 amino acids.